Messenger RNA from Tachyglossus aculeatus (Australian echidna), 983 nucleotides. It is a transcript of the gene M6PR, whose product is annotated as mannose-6-phosphate receptor, cation dependent. Gene Ontology annotation, biological process: protein targeting to lysosome. Gene Ontology annotation, molecular function: protein domain specific binding. The coding region runs from base 123 to 983 and encodes 286 amino acids. The transcript is spliced from 7 exons. The record is from RefSeq and is a predicted model, not a curated record. Lineage: Eukaryota; Metazoa; Chordata; Mammalia; Monotremata; Tachyglossidae. Gene Ontology annotation, cellular component: endosome; trans-Golgi network; Golgi apparatus.
ACCCCCCGGGACCCCCCGGGAGCGGGAGUUCGCAGGGCGGGCGGCGGCGGGCCGCGGCGGCGCUGCUUAAUAUUCAUGAGGCCUCAUUAAUUAUUCAGCAGCGCGGGGCCCGCCUCGGCACGAUGGUCCCCUCUCGCAUCCCCCUCCGGGGCAACAGGCCCCCGCCACCUUUGCCGCCGCCGCUGCUGCUAUUGCUGCUGCUGGCCGUGGCCGUGCGGGACUCCUGGCAGGCCGGGGAGAAGACGUGUGACCUGCUGGGAGAGCGGGACCGAGAGUCUGAGAAGGAACGGGCCCUGCUGGAGAAGCUGGCGCCGCUCUACGACCUCAGCUUUGAGAGCAGCGUGGGUCAGGAUUCAGAAGCCUACACCUACAAGUUCAGGGUAUGCCGGGAAGCUGGCAACAGCACGUCGGGAGCCGGCCUGGUGCAGAUCGACAAGAAGCAGAAGGAGACCGUGGUGGGCAGGAUCAACGAGACACACAUCUUCAAUGGAAGUGACUGGAUCAUACUGUCCUAUAAGGGGGGAGAUAUGUACGACAGACACUGUGGCAGAGAGAAGCGACGAGCCAUCGUCAUGAUUUCCUGCAACCGGCACAUGCUGGGGGGCAACUUUGCCCCCGUGUCCGAAGAGCGGGGUAAAGUCAACGAAUGUUUCUACCUCUUCGAGAUGGACAGCAGCCUGGCCUGCCCUCCUGAGGACACCCACCUCAGCGUCGGUUCUGUCCUGCUCAUCACGUUUGCUUCUCUGGUCGCUGUCUACGUCAUCGGCGGCUUUUUGUACCAGCGGCUUGUGGUCGGGGCUAAAGGCCUGGAGCAGUUCCCCCACUUUGCUUUCUGGCAGGAUCUGGGAAACUUGGUCGCGGAUGGCUGUGACUUCGUAUGCCGGUCCAAACCCCGCUCAGGCCCAGCAGCCUACCGGGGCGUGGGCGACGAGCAGCUGGGCGAGGAGCCAGAGGAGCGUGACGACCACCUGCUGCCCAUGUGA